AUGGCCCCAAAACGAAAACAUAAGAAAAAUCAGCCAGAAAGCGAAGAACCUUUCUUGACUCCUACUUCAACUACUACCUCAUAAAAUAAUGAGAAGAUUCAAAAAGAAGAAACUAAUGUAAAACAUAUAAAAAAAGCAGAUGAUAAGAAAGCCACUAAAAUUAAAACAGAUAUUGUGCCGGAUAAAUCAUAAGAUGUUCAGCACAAAAAUAUAGGUACCAAGAAUAAGGUAUCUUUCUAAGGAUUUAUUAGCAAAGAGAAUUAAGCAGAUCAAAAGAUAUAAUCUCAUAAAGUGACUUAAGAAGAUUUCAUGAAAAAUGAGAACCUUCAGGAAUUGUCUUUGAUGGCUUGCAUGGGGUUCUUUGUGAAACAUUCAUUUAGAGAUGUUGGCAGAAGAAAAUUUCAUUUCAGCUUAGCCUUUUGCUCUGUAUUUAUUGUGGUUCUAGCCUCAUUAGUGAUUAACACAGCUGUUGAAAAGGGUCCAAUCAUAUUCUUGAAGCUUGCAGAAGGUUAACAAGGAGAAAUCGAUGCUAUUAUCACUCCUUUUGGACAGCAUAAAAUGAAGGAGGACAAAAAUAAUAAUCUAUUUAUGAACUAUACCAGAAUCACAGAGUUUUUCAGCAAAGAGAACUGGAAUCUAAGUCCCAGAAAUUUCAUCAAAGCUUCUUAGACCGUCACUGAAUUAGCAAGUAAUCUGUAUGAUCCUUAUGAUGAGGAUGAUAUUAAAGACUGGAGAUAAUCUUUUGAUAAACAACAUAAUUUGCCUACAAGAGAAGAUGCAUAUGAUGUACAGUUCUAGGCAAAGUCAUAGUCUAAUAACAUAUUAGCAUUUAAAACUAUUUAUGAAAGGAAAAUUGAAGUUGGAAGAGAAUACUAAUAUGAUCCUAUUGAUUUUGGAUAGUGCUAUUUGAUUAAAAACGAUGAUUUAAAAAUAAAGGAAGGGUAGAUAUUAUUUGUAAGAGCACCAAUCACUAACUUAAUGAACUAACUAAUUGAUCACUAUAACAAGGAGGCUAUUGGAAAUAAUAAAGUGAAAAUACCUGAUAAUUUUGAUCAGCUUAAUGUAUAAUUCCCUUGCAGGAUCAAAUACAUAGACUCAUUAUUUGGAAAAAUACCUUAACAUUCUGGAUCUUUGAUUCUAUUUGAACAUGAUAAGCUUUUGGAAUUAUUUUCAUAUUAUUUACCUGAUCCACUUCAUUAAGAGAUCUAUUCUGAUUUUCAUGAAUACUUGAGAAAACCCUUGCUUUUGGAUGAAUUUUCAGAUCAAGUCUUAUUUACGAUGCCAUCUCCAAGAAUUCAACAUUAUGAAAGCCCGAAUAUUGAUUUUAUUAGAGCUAGAUUAACAAAUAAAUUUAGCUAGUUAGAGGAGGGCCUUGGAUUUUAUCCUAUUUAAGUGACAUCAGAGCUUUUGGGAGUACAAAGAAUGGUAGGACUUAGUAAACUUGGCUUAGUGAUAAUGGUUCUUGUUUAAAGUUGUAUCUUUGUUAUUCCUGCUGUGAUAUCAGGCUUCACUCUAUCAAUUCCUUGCUUAAAGAUAUUUACAUUCGUUCUUAAGAAAAAGCUAUAUCUUGAUAUUGUGCCUCUUCCAAGUAGAAACGCUAUUCUUCAAGCUCUAUUCAUUGGAAUAGUCAUCCCUACACUCAGCUCUAUUUUGCCGAUCUAGGUUGCUAUGAAGUAAAAUCUUAAUGAUGCUCUAGACUAUCAAAGGAGUAAGACUCAAGGUGUGAUGAUAAAUAUACUUUAAAAAGGCGAUAAAAAGAUGAAUGACUUUAUUGCUUUUGGAACUAUAGCUACCGUAUUUGGAAUCUCAAUAUACUAUCUCCUACCUUACUCCUUAUUAUCACUUAACCUCUCUUUGAUAAUGAGAAUAUUCAUCUUCAUAUUGUUUGGAAUGAUUUUUGCAUUAUCUUUAAUGGCUCUAAAUGUCCAACGUAUAAUUGAGGUAACAUUCACAAGAUUUUUCUUAUAUUAUGAGUAAAACAGCAUCAAAGUUAUGGUUCUUAAAAAUCUGCAGGCCCAUCGUGGUAGAAAUAAACUAACAGCUAUUAUCUACUCAUUAGCUUUGGGGUUUGUUAUCUUCUUGGUAAUUGCAUACAAGAUCUAACUUCAAACAAUGAGAUUGCAUGAAAUGCGUUUUAGAGCAAGUUAUAUUCAGAUUUAAGUAGAGUAAAAUCAACCUGCCCUAAUUCCAAAAUAUAUUGAGCCAGUAUUAAAAAAUAUUAUGAUUACAGACUACAUUAAAGCAUUCUCUUGGAUUCCAAGAGAAAUAAAUAGAGUCAAAGAUCUUAAAUUGAUGACAACCAGAAUUGUAGAUCAUUCAAGAAGAAAUUAGUUCAAGAUAGGAUUGUAUGGUGUUACUCCUUCGUUAUUUGACUCUUGUCAUGAUGAAUUGCUAGAAUACGAUUUCAGAAAUGAAAAUACAUCUUUAAGCAUUGUAGAGCAACUAUAUACUCCCAGAGGUACUUAAUCAGCUGGAAUGGGCGCAAUUCUCCCCAAAAAGACUUCUCUUGAUCUCUCGGACUAUAGAUAGACUUUUGUAAUUGAAAUGCUAUCUCCAUUAAUGAACAGGAUGUAUGAGAUCAGGCCUUUAUUUACAAUGAAUAGAGCACCAGGUUUCACUAUGCCAGGAGAAGAAAUUAUGAAAUUUAACGAUUUGACUAUUCUUGUUUCGAUGCCCAUAUAUGCUCAUCUUGCACAGAUUAAAAUUGACGAAAUCCCUUUCGAAAGGCUAACUAUCAGACUUAAAGAUCCCUAUAACAUGGAGCACAGGUCAUAGCUAAAGAAAGCUUUGGUCGAGUAAUUUGAUUCAAUCGGAUUAAGUGAUAAAGAGUAUGCUAUUAGAGAUAGUAUUGAGGAUCUCAAAUCCCUUAAGGAUGUUGAACUAAUCCUUCAAAUAAUCUUCAGUGUUAUUAUUCCUAUAACAAUGUUCCUCUGUUUUUUCUCUCUGAGUUCAUCCAUGGGGGCAAAUCUUUAUGAACAAUGCAAAGAGAUCGCAAUCUUAAGAGCUAUUGGAUUCUUAGAGAAAAACAUUCAGAGAAUUUACAUUUUUGAGGCUUUCAUACUUGUAACAUCAAGCUCAGUUCUUGGGAUAAUAAUCGGUUGCUUCCUAGGGUGGAUUAUGGCUUUGUAACAGGGAAUGUUUAUCUAAUUGCCCUUUAAAUUUGAAUUCCCUUACGGGGCUUCUCUUUAGAUUUUUGCGAUAUCAAUAGUAUGCGCCUUUAUGAGUACUUAUGGACCAACUCGCUAAUUAAUGAGUAAAAGUAUUCCGAAUAUAAUGAGAACUGCUUGA
Molecule: messenger RNA, 3288 nt
Organism: Stylonychia lemnae
Lineage: Eukaryota; Ciliophora; Spirotrichea; Sporadotrichida; Oxytrichidae
Source: the annotation of a GenBank genome assembly